Messenger RNA from Ictidomys tridecemlineatus (thirteen-lined ground squirrel), 1259 nucleotides. RefSeq names its product chromosome 7 C2orf80 homolog (gene C7H2orf80). The record is from RefSeq and is a predicted model, not a curated record. NCBI's taxonomy places the organism in Eukaryota, Metazoa, Chordata, Mammalia, Rodentia, Sciuridae.
UGCUGCUGUAGUUUCUAGGCUCCGAGAGGCAGAUCUUCCCAAAAGACAUCAGGUGCAGUGUAAGCUGCAGGUACUGGCUCAGCUGGAUAAGUCUUUAAUCAUGGAAAGAAGGCUUGUAAAAAAGGAAAUGAAAAAGCUCCUGAGAAAGCCAGAAGAUGAUCUGGCCUGUCUCCUGCCAGAGAGAUCUCAAAUGUAGUGCAAAGCGGGAUGCUGAAUCUCUCAGGAGGAUGUUUCUGCUGGCAGCAGGCAGAUUGGAGGUGUCCCCAUUCUACAGCCUGCGAGCAAAGCAGGGCACGGGGAGAUUAUAUUGGCAUCAGACUUCGGGAAAAUGAAUUUGACCCAAAAGGAAGAAGGCAACCCACCUUUCUAGAUGAUAUGGCACACUAUGACUUGGCCAUCAGCGUUGCUUUGCAGUGGCUGGAUCACUCCGAAGAUUUAACUUGGCUCAAGUGGGAAGAAGUGAAAAUGCCUCUUCAUGAUCGACCCAGAUAUCCAAACCACAGAGAAAGAGAAGCAAUGAUUUUAUCAUCUUAUGCUGGAAUCUUAAUGAACAGUAUCCCAAUUGAGGAAGUCUUUAAAAUUUAUGGGGCUGAUUCUUCUGCCAAUUCUGGUACUACCAAGGUUCCCCGAGCUCCACUCUUCCGCCUCUCUCUGCACCCUUUUGCCAUGUUAACAGCACCCAAAGCAGCAGAGUAUGCCCGCAAACAGAAUAUCAAGUUAAGAAGGGGAGCAAUGAAUAAGAAUGCCACCACCAGCAGCUCUACAGAGGAAGCAAACGCCACAAAGUGGAAGUCAUCAAAGCGUUUUUCGUGCACAUCACCAAAGAACACAGUCACUUAGAAACUUGAACUUCAUAAUAGAGCCUCUGGGAGCAAACAAGAAACAUCAUCUUAAAAUUGCAUCUCUUGCUGGCACAUUUUUCUUUACAGUUGGCUUUUGACUCAGACUGUGCUGAAAGUUAUUAUUGAGAUUGAGUUUCUUCUCUUAGAAGCAUAUUGCACAGCUACAUUUUGGUAAAAGACAAAAAUGUGUGUAUCUUAUGCUACUUCAUUAUGACUAAAAGACUUGGACAAUUCAGAGUACCUAAUAUUUCUAUGUCAGGCUGGCUUUGUAGCACAUUUUACAAAUAUGUAGUAUUGAGUAUUACACAGUAGUACAGUAGGAGGCAGUUUUCCUAAGUUUUAAUUCAAAAUAAAAUUAAUCUAUCCUUGAAUGACUUAGCUAUGUCCUAAAAUGAAAAAUAUUUAAAAUUACAUCAA